Molecule: messenger RNA, 1305 nt
Organism: Suncus etruscus (white-toothed pygmy shrew)
Lineage: Eukaryota; Metazoa; Chordata; Mammalia; Eulipotyphla; Soricidae
Gene: PRDX6
Product: peroxiredoxin 6
Exons: 5
Coding region: 92-766 (224 amino acids)
Biological process (GO): cell redox homeostasis; cellular oxidant detoxification
Cellular component (GO): cytosol; mitochondrion
Molecular function (GO): peroxiredoxin activity
Source: RefSeq, a predicted model, not a curated record
CCCUUAUCUUCGCGCCAGACGCUGCGGGCUGGUGGCCUUUCCGCUACGCUUGCUCUACGUUCCGCGUAUUCGCGUCUGCGCCGCCGCCGCCAUGCCUGGAGGGCUCCUGCUCGGAGACGAGGUUCCCAACUUCGAGGCCAACACCACCAUCGGCCGCAUCCGGUUCCACGACUACCUGGGAGACUCAUGGGGCAUUCUCUUCUCCCACCCCCGGGACUUCACACCCGUGUGCACCACAGAGCUGGGCAGAGCAGCCAAGCUGGCCCCAGAGUUCGCCAAGAGGAACGUGAAGCUGAUCGCCCUGUCUAUUGACAGUGUGGAGGACCAUCUUGCUUGGAGCAAGGACAUCAAUGCUUACAACUGUGAGGAGCCUACAGAGAAGCUGCCUUUCCCCAUCAUUGAUGACAGGAACCGGGACCUGGCCAUCCUCCUCGGUAUGCUGGACCCAGCAGAGAAGGACGAGAAGGGCAUGCCUGUGACAGCUCGUGUGGUUUUCGUUUUUGGGCCUGACAAGAAGCUGAAACUCUCCAUCCUUUAUCCAGCCACCACUGGCAGGAACUUCGACGAGAUUCUCAGAGUCGUGGUCUCCCUGCAGCUGACCGCAGAGAAGAGGGUGGCCACCCCUGCCGACUGGAAAAUCGGAGAUAGUGUGAUGGUCCUUCCAACCAUCCCCGAAGAGGAAGCCAAGAAGCUCUUCCCAAAAGGCGUCUUCACCAAAGAGCUGCCUUCAGGCAAGAAGUACCUUCGCUACACGCCCCAGCCCUAGGCCUUGGAUGAGCUGGGCCCCCAGCUCCCCAACACACAGUGUGUUCCUGGACACAGGUUCCUGUGAGCCUCAAGGGCCUGGUGGACAGAUCCAGCCCACCACACACUGACUCUCAGGAAUUGGUUGGGUCUGUUAUUUUUUUUUCUUUUCUUUUCUAAUCAAAUCUUCUCUCUGCUCCCCAUUUUGGGGAGCAGCAGAAGUGGACCUGUUGAUUCCUGGGUAGAUGUCUAAGUAUUAAUCCUGAGCAUCUUCUCUACUUGUGGCAAAGGAAACCUCUCCACUCUGCUCCUUGUCAGUAGAUGAGGAACUGGGCUGCGUGUUCCGAGGUGAAGGAUCCGGCGGCAUGCUCUAAAAGAAAGCAUUUCCAUGAGUUCCCUUCAGGGGAGGUGAUGAGGUAUGAGUGGUGCCGUGCACCUUGGCCCUGGACCUGGGAGAGGUCAGGAGGGUUGAACGUGUACUGUAGAAGCAGCUGGCAGGGGCAAGUGUGCACUCUCUGAACAUGGCUUCUUGAAGAUCAGCAAAUAAAUCCUUUGGUAGAA